AUGAAUAUCAGGAGCACUGCUCCCAAAAAGGAGGGAAAGAUGCGUAUACGUGCCUUUCCGGCCUCUAUGGAUGAAAAGUACGUCGAGACAAUAUGGGCUAGUUUAAAAAAUGCCAUUCAAGAAAUCCAAAAGAAAAAUAAUUCGGGUCUCUCUUUUGAACAACUCUAUCGUAAUGCUUACAAUAUGGUUCUACAUAAGCACGGUCACCGCCUGUAUUUCGGCUUACGCGAUGUGGUUAAGGAGCAUUUGGAAGAGAAGGUUCGCAAAGACGUAUUAGAAAGUUUGCACAACAAUUUCCUGCCGAAACUCAAUCAAGCUUGGACCGAUCACCAAACUUCAAUGGUUAUGAUACGUGACAUUUUAAUGUACAUGGAUCGUGUCUACGUACAGAACAGAGAUGUAGAAAAUGUCUACAAUUUAGGUUUGAUUCUGUUCAGAGAUGAGAUUGUUCGUUAUUCUGACAUACAAAAAGCGUUGCGUGACACUUUGUUGGGUAUGGUUAUAGAUGAACGCAGCGGCGAAGCUAUCAAUCAUUUGGCCAUUAAAAACGCUUGUCAAAUGUUGAUGGCUUUGGGUAUUAAUUCGCGUUCUGUAUAUGAAGAUGACUUUGAAAAGCCUUUUCUGGCUCAAUCUGCUUCAUUCUAUAAAUUUGAGUCACAGAAGUUCUUAGCUGAGAACAACGCUAGUGUUUACCUAAAGAAAGUUGAAGCACGCAUCCAAGAAGAAUCUGCACGCGCGGCUUUGUACUUAGACAAGGACACAGAGCCGCGUAUUGUUAGAGUCGUCGAAGACGAACUAAUUAAAAAGCACAUGCGCACUAUCGUCGAAAUGGAAAAUUCUGGCGUGGUGUAUAUGAUAAAGAACUCUAAGACCGAAGAUUUGGCCUGCACGUAUAAACUGUUUUCUCGACUAAAGGAAGAGGGUUUAAAAGUCAUAGCCGACACAAUGUCCGCCUAUUUGCGGGAGCAGGGCCGCAUUCUUGUUAAGGAAGAAGAGAACGGCAAUACGAAUCCUAUAACUUUUGUUCAAAAUUUAUUGGAUCUUAAGGAUCGUUUUGAUCAGUUCCUUCAUCAUUCAUUCAAUAAUGAUCGGCUCUUCAAAAAUGUCAUCUCGUCUGAUUUUGAGCAUUUUUUGAAUUUGAAUAAUAAGUCGCCGGAGUAUUUAUCGCUCUUUAUAGAUGAUAAAUUAAAAAAGGGCGGCAAAGGUAUGACUGAACAAGAAAUUGAAACUAUAUUAGAUAAAACCAUGGUUCUGUUUCGGUUUUUACUGGAAAAGGAUGUGUUUGAACGUUAUUAUAAGACACAUUUAGCUAAGCGUCUACUGCUCAAUAAAUCAGUUUCAGACGACUUUGAAAAAAACAUGAUUUCCAAGUUGAAGACUGAAUGCGGGUGUCAAUUUACUUCGAAGUUAGAGGGCAUGUUUAAAGAUAUGUCUGUGUCCAACACCAUCAAUGAAGAAUUUAAAACCUAUGUAAAUAAUCAUAAAUUAUCAUUAUCUGGUGUUGAGUUGACAGUUAGAAUACUUACCACGGGUUUUUGGCCUACACAGACCUCAACACCUAAUUGCAAUAUACCGUCUGCACCACGAGAAGCUUUUGAGAUUUUUAAAAAAUUCUAUCUAGACAAACAUUCAGGGCGUCAGUUGACCUUGCAACCCCAAAUGGGAUCGGCUUGCAUAAAUGCUGUCUUCUAUGGCCGUAAGGUAGAAAACGAUAAAGAUAAAGAUGGGCCUAGUUCAAGCUUGUCGUCUAGCACGAACGGUUGCAUUAUACCCACCACAACGCGUAAACAUAUACUAACGGUGUCUACGUACCAGAUGUGUGUACUGAUGCUAUUCAAUAACCGAGAAAUCAUGACAUAUGAAGAAAUUCAACAAGAGACGGAUAUACCAGAACGUGAACUGCAUAGAGCUCUGCAAUCGCUGUCAAUGGGAAAACCGUCUCAGCGUUUACUAGUACGCAACUCUAAAACAAAGACUAAAGAUAUUGAAGCUACAGAUGAGUUUCUGGUAAAUGAUGCUUUUGUUUCGAAAUUCCACAGAGUUAAAAUUCAAACCGUGGCUGCUAAGGGAGACUCGGAACCUGAACGCAAGGAGACAAGAGGUAAGGUAGAUGAAGAUCGUAAACAUGAAAUUGAGGCGGCUAUCGUGCGAAUAAUGAAGGCCAGAAAACGCAUGCCGCAUAAUCUUUUAGUGUCUGAUGUGACGUCUCAAUUAAAGUCACGGUUCUUGCCGUCACCUGUAUUGAUUAAGAAACGAAUAGAAGGCCUUAUUGAACGAGAAUAUUUGGCGAGAACACCUGAAGAUCGCAAAGUUUAUGUUUAUUUGGCUUAAACGCUAACUCAGCAAUGUAAACUCUCAAAAUUUAACUAUUUAUCCCCUAUAGAAACACCGUACUCACACUUAUCCGCUACCAUUGCCACAACAUUUAAUACGUCUGCUCCUACUUUAAAUUCAUGGCGACAUGUUAAGAGAUGCUAGUCCGGGGUUGAAGCGAUAAAAAUUCGCUAGAUAUAACUUCUACUCAUUAACACGUUGUAGAAAUAGUUGUUGUGUUCAACAUCUAAUAAUUAGCUGAUGAUCAAAAAAAAAAAACUAUAUUGUAAAAAAUUAAUACGGAAUCUAUAUUAUUAUUAUACGUACUGCAGUAAAACACAACAUUAUACAGCAACAUUGACACACUACAACAAUCAAGCACUCUCUUCCCAUAUCCGCCCGGUAUCAUGAAUUUGAGGAGAAUUUCUUGAGGGGUUUGUGUAAUUGUCCUGAAAUAUUUCACUUACUACUACUAUAAUAUUUGGACCUCUUCUGCUAGGCUUCUUUGUAAUUCUUCUCUUCAUAAAUAUGAGUUGAACUACAUUCAAGUGAGUCUUUUCCUCUUUUGCAUAUUUUCUGUGUAUUCAUUCCAUCAUCUUUAAUGAGAACAGAGAAAAUUAUUUUGCCGCCAGUGUGUCUUUCCUUCUUUUCCUAUAUUCAUUCGGUAAAUCAGUUUUAAAAAAAAAAGAAGGGAAUUAAUAAAUUUAUAAUGUGUACGAAAAAUUAGUUAAACAAAACAAUUCAGUCUAUAAAUGUCUUCAAUGCGAAUUCAAAAAACAUGACGCAGUACACUCUUCCUCGCUCAAGCAAUAGCAAACUUAUUGAAUUUUUUCAAUAAAAGUGUCUUGAUUCAAUCAAAUUUACGCUAUCGUCACCACCACGCCGCCAUUAGUACCAUCAACAUCAUUCAUUUAUAUCCUCAUUUCUUCUCCACCUCAAUGCCCCCGAACACAGAAAAUUUAAACA
Messenger RNA from Glossina fuscipes, 3279 nucleotides. RefSeq names its product cullin-3 (gene Cul3). NCBI's taxonomy places the organism in Eukaryota, Metazoa, Arthropoda, Insecta, Diptera, Glossinidae. The record is from RefSeq and is a predicted model, not a curated record. Gene Ontology annotation, cellular component: Cul3-RING ubiquitin ligase complex. Gene Ontology annotation, biological process: ubiquitin-dependent protein catabolic process; protein ubiquitination. Gene Ontology annotation, molecular function: ubiquitin protein ligase binding. The transcript has 11 exons. Bases 1 to 2331 code for a protein of 776 amino acids.